Messenger RNA from Lichtheimia ornata, 723 nucleotides. RefSeq lists its product as uncharacterized. The transcript has 5 exons. The record is from RefSeq and is a predicted model, not a curated record. Gene Ontology annotation, cellular component: nucleus; Rpd3L-Expanded complex; Rpd3L complex. Gene Ontology annotation, biological process: regulation of DNA-templated transcription. Bases 1 to 723 code for a protein of 240 amino acids. Lineage: Eukaryota; Fungi; Mucoromycota; Mucoromycetes; Mucorales; Lichtheimiaceae.
AUGAGCGUAUCGGUUGCAGAUAUCUUUGAAGAAUAUGUGGAAAGUCUCCAAAAUCUGCCCGCUGAAAUCGAUCAAAAUAUGCAUGAACUACGUAGCAUGGAUGAGGAAUUUCAACGCGUGAGAGAAACAUACACCAAACAUCGACGUUCUUAUGCAAAAGCGCUCAAAAAUGCAACACCCAACCAUUCGACCAACCUCAGCGCGUCGCGAUCGCAACUGGAAAAAGAAUACCAAAAGGCACUACAGAAGCAAGAUGAAAAGAUUGAGCUAGCCUUGCGAAUGUACGACCUUGUCUCGAGACACAUUGAACGAAUCGACUCGCAAAUGGCCAAGAGUGGCAUUGAUGGAGGUGAUUGGAUAGGGAAUCGUGCGUCAUCUAACCGAUCAUGGGAAGACCGUUGGCGAAACGAGGGACAACGUAAACGCUCUAUCGCACCAUCAUCAUUUCGAAAGCGCGCACCGCGACCAACACCUGCAACAAGCCAUCAUGGCACUUUGACGGAGCUUGAGAUCGAUCCAAAUGAACCACGUUAUUGUAUCUGUAACCAAGUAUCCUUUGGUGAUAUGGUGGCAUGCGACGGAGAGAAUUGUGAGAAGGAAUGGUUCCACUAUGCAUGUGUAGGCCUUGUGGAGCCACCAGCAGGAAAAUGGUUCUGUGAUGAUUGUGCAGCAGAAGAUGGAUAUCGAAAACGCAUUAAACGACUAAGCGAAGAUAUUGCUUGA